This is a messenger RNA of Branchiostoma floridae (Florida lancelet), 1851 nucleotides long. Its product is annotated as altered inheritance of mitochondria protein 21-like. Lineage: Eukaryota; Metazoa; Chordata; Leptocardii; Amphioxiformes; Branchiostomatidae. The record is from RefSeq and is a predicted model, not a curated record. The coding region runs from base 1 to 1851 and encodes 616 amino acids. The transcript is spliced from 7 exons.
AUGUGUAGUACAGUGGCGCCGUAUGACUUGGGACAUCUUCUAGUGUCCACCAAAAAACCAAGAAGAUUCCGAGGAAAAAUCACUCAAAAGCUGAACCCUCAAGAAUCAGCAGACGCCAAAUCUACAGGCGACAGCCCCAGUGGCACUGCUGGUACCAACGGAAGGGUCGUGAAGGAAACUUAUGUUCCGCAGGUGGCCAGGAGCGACAGUGGGUUUGAGAGCAGGAGUGAGACUCCGCAUAUUCCAAGGCUGGAUAUCAACGGGAAAAAAUCCCAGCUGACUUCCAAAGGCCCUUCUUCUGAAUAUCCCAGUCUGCCCCUGACUCCCAGACUGACCUCCAGUGCCAGACAUCGAGUUCCUGUUAUGGAGGCUGACAGGCUCGCCAAACAUGCCACCAGACUCAUCGAAACCCUCCCCCUAGACCAGCUAACAGCCAUGCACUCCAGCCGCUUCCACCCCAUCCCUCAGCCUGUACAGCCACAGAGACCCAGGCAGAAGGAUGUGAGUCCCAGGGCCAGCAGCCUGUCCAGGAAUGUCCAUGCCUUACUACACGGGACAGCCACACGGGAGUACAUCAGUAGAACAGAAAUAAAGAGGGUGAAAUCUGCCAGAGCUUACCGAGCCAAGUCCGCCAAACCAAGCCCCCAGCAACCGACCAAACCUGCUGACGAGAAGCCAAGAUCCAAGUCAGCCCUGGGGUUGCACAGGCCCAAAACAAAACCUGUCAAAACUGUUAAAUUACGUCGUGAAGAUUACGAGAGUGAUGAUGAUGAUGACAGUGACACAUGGACAUCACAGUACUUGAAGGAUGAUGACUCAACAACAGAAGAAGCUGUGUUUAAGGAGAUGCCCAGAGGAGCUGGGACCACGGUUCAGCUGACAGGGUGGUUAAGGCAAUCUGGGAACAAUGAUGGGGAAGAGGAGAAGGAUGCAGUAACUAUGGAUACUGCAGAGGGGGCCGAUAAAACAGUAGCUGCAGAGCAGGAAACAAAAGAAGAAAAGAGCAAUGAUGAGAAAGAAAAUCAGGCAGGUGGAACAGAAAACAUGACAGAAGAAAAACUGGAAGAAGGAGGAGCUAUAGACCAAAGGGAGUCAAAUGACAAGGAAGACAAGAGUGCAGAAAACCCUGACUAUGCCACAGAGGCACAAGAGGGAAAGGUAGAUAGCAGUACUGAAGAUUCUAGCAUUGAUGACAAGAAACGUACCUUAAAGGAAGAGGAGGAGUCUAAAGAUGACCAGUCGGAAAAGAAACCAAAACAAAGAAGAAGCUUGAAGAAAAAAGCAUCAAAGGAGUCAGUCACCAAAGAAGUUGAAGAUUGUGAUGUUGAUGACAAGUUGUCAAAAGACAAAGAAGAUUCCCAAGAUGAUGGGUCAGAAAAGAAAUCAAAACACAAAAAAAGUUUGAAGAAGAAAGCAUCAAAAGAAUCAAUCACCAAAGAAAUCCUAAAAGAAAAAGACCAAGACAAUGCAUCGCAAAAGAAACCAAAACACAGAAGAAGUAUGACCAAAGAAGCAUCAAAGGAGUCAGUCACUGUAGAAGUCACAGACAGUUCAGAGCAACAAGAUGCUGCAGAUAAGAGUAAAAGCAUUGAAGACUCCACAGAUGGUCCAAGCCAAACAGAGCCCUCUAAUGAAGAAUCUAAAACAGACAAUGUACAAAGUGGUAGCAUGUCAUCACUUGGGAAGUUGAGUAACUCAUCUCUUAACGUCCCCAAACCUUCAUCUGGAGAAGAUGGGGAGAGGAGUUGUAGAAAAGAUGAUAAAGACGGCGACUCUUACAGCAUCAGCUCAGCCACGUAUCACAUGGUGUAUACGGAGAGUCCAAAGCAGGAAAAAUUGCCAGAGUUCUGA